UUGAAGCAGCUCAGAACUUGGCGAUGGUUCCAGACCGGGUAUACUGUAUUAAAGGGUGCUACUUCAACUCAAUUUAGCUGUGUUGCAUACACUGUCCUAGAUGUAGACUAUUUGUUAUUAUUGUGCAGCAUACUACCUGCGUUAUCUAAAAUAACAACUCAGAUAACACACCAAGUCUAUUUUAAAGAGGACAAUUGAGCUAUGAAUUAGGUAUCCUUAUUUUGGAGUUAGUUUAAAAGUUAUUCUUGGGGAUAGACUUUUCUGCUAAGACAUUUAUGUUCCUCUGUUUUCUCUCUCAUGGGGAUAUAGAGAAUGGCAUAAACCGAAAAGUGAUGGACAGAGGAGAGAAGUCAUCUGGCUACUACGGAAUUUCAGCGCAGGCGAAGUCUAUUGUCUGCACUCUGUAACGUUACUCUACACUCCACCGUUGGGCUUUGCCGCUGACAAUGAAGAUGAGGACGGUAUGCAGAUGGAUUGGUCAAGACAAGCUUCCAAUAUAGAUCUAGAUCUAUAGAUCUGCUGCUGUGGACGUGCUUGAAGUGACUGACUGAGUGACUGACCUACCGAUGGAUUCUAGCAUCACCACCUCCCAUGAUGAGUGGCUGACAUGAGCUCCAAGGGAAACGCCAGUGAGGUCUGGAAGUGUCUGCUGCCCUCAGGAGGAAUCUGAGUGUCUCAGAGACGUUCUCUGGAUGAGACCUGGAUGAGACAAGAAGAGAAGAAGAAGUAGUGAGAACAUUCCCCCCCACAGAGGACCCAAACCAUGGGCUUGUUAUGGUGCCAGGCACGCCGGACUGAUCGUGUGUUCCUAGCCCGUCAGUAGCACCACCACCCCCCUCACCCCUCCUCCCCCCAACCCCAUGUCAGACCUUUCUCUGAAUGAUGGAAAUUUUGCGGAAGACGCUGACAUGUAUAUUGAUAUUGAGCCUGGUGGUGGUCAUGGCUUCCUCUGAAUUUCAAAGAAUUUCGCACAACUCACAAGUGGAGUACCUGUCCUACCUGCAGCACUACCAGCUGACUGUGCCGAUGCAGGUGGACGAGAAUGGGGACUUCCUCAGCUACACUGUGAAACACCACCGGCCCGGUCGCAGGAGACGAACCGCCGACCCAACCAGCACCACCGUCGGCCCAGAGUCAACCGACCACGUCGAACAGGACCCGGCCCAGACCCGAGUCUUCUACAGACUGUCUGCUUACGGAAAGCACUUUCACUUAAACUUGACCCUCAACCCCCAGCUGGUGUCCAAACAUUUCACAGUGGAGUACUGGGGGAGAGAAGGCCUGGAGUGGAGACAUGACAUGGUGGAGAACUGCCACUAUGUAGGAUACCUGCAGGAUCAGUACAGCUCCACCAGAGUAGCACUCAGUAACUGUAAGGGCUUGCACGGUGUUAUUACCACAGAAGAAGAGCAGUAUUUAAUAGAGCCAUUCAAGAAUAUAUCGUCCACCACUUCCAGCCAAUGGGACCAGGGAGAAGGACAGCAGCAUGUUAUUUAUAAAAAGUCUUCCAUUCCCUCGCCACAGCAGCAACCCAACCAACACGAGUUCGGCUGUGGCAUCUCAGACCUCACAAAAAACGCGAGCCCCUGCCAACAUAGCACUCCUUCCCCAACCUCUCCAACCUCCUCUCCCUCGUCCUCUCCCACCGCAGCCCCUGGGUCCAACAGCACCCUGCCCGGGGGGGGCCACAGACAGAGGCGGUCACUCAGCACGGAACGUUUCGUAGAGACCCUGGUGGUAGCUGAUAAGAUGAUGGUUGGUUACCAUGGCCGCAAAGACAUCGAGCAUUACAUCCUGUCUGUGAUGAAUAUUGUUGCCAAACUGUACCGUGAUGCCAGCCUAGGAAACGUUGUGAACAUUAUAGUAACCCGCCUGAUCGUACUGACUGAAGACCAGAAGUUCUGGGUUGUGGAUGUGUUUCAGAAUGUUCUGGGUUGUGGGAUGUGUUUCAGAAUGUUCUGGGUUGUGGAUGUGUUCAGAAUGUUCAGGGUUGUAGAUGUGUUCAGAAUGUUCAGGGUUGUGGAUGUGUUCAGACUGUUCAGAGUUGUGGAUGUGUUCAGAAUACUGUUCAGGGUUGUGGAUGUGUUCAGAAUGUUCAGGGUUGUGGAUGUGUUCAGAAGGUUCUGGGCUGUGGAUGUGUUCAGAAGUUUCAGGGUUGUGGAUGUGUUCAGAAGGUUCUGGUUUGUGGAUGUGUUCAGACUGUUCAGGGUUGUGGAUGUGUUCAGAAGGUUCUGGGUUGUGGAUGUGUUCAGACUGUUCAGGGUUGUGGAUGUGUUCAGAAGGUUCUGGGCUGGGAUGUGUGAGCCGGAGAGGAGUUGCAGCAUCAAUGAAGACAUCGGCCUGGGUUCUGCUUUCACCAUCGCUCACGAGAUUGGCCACAAUUUCGGGAUGAACCAUGAUGGAAUAGGAAACUCAUGUGGGACUAAAGGCCAUGAGGCAGCCAAGCUGAUGGCGGCCCACAUCACAGCUAACACCAACCCCUUCUCCUGGUCGGCCUGCAGUAAGGACUAUAUCACCAGCUUCCUCGACUCAGGUCGGGGGACGUGUCUGGACAAUGAACCUCUGAAACGAGACUUCCUGUACCCAACAGUGGUCCCGGGGCAGGUGUACGACGCAGACGAGCAGUGUCGCUUCCAGUAUGGAGCUUCCUCACGACAGUGCAAAUAUGGGGAAGUGUGUAGAGAGCUCUGGUGCCUUAGCAAAAGCAACCGCUGUGUCACCAACAGUAUCCCUGCUGCUGAGGGGACCCUGUGUCAGACUGGCAGCAUCGAGAAAGGGAAGUGUGGACGCGGAGGCUGGGGUCCCGGGUCGUCGUGGGGGGAGUGCAGCGGAACCUGCGGAGGGGAGGUCUCGUCCUCCAUUGAGGACAAUUGUGACAGCCCAGCUAAGCCUUCUGGAGGAGGGAGGUACUGUCUCGGGGAGAGGAAGCGCUACAGAUCGUGUAACACAGACGCAUGUCCAUCGGGAUCCCGGGACUUCCGGGUGAAGCAGUGUGCCGACUUCGACAGCAUGCCGUUCCGUGGGAAAUACUACAACUGGAAGCCCUACACUGGAGUGCUGCACGUUGGCUGUGACAACAUCCUGGGUUCGGACGCCAAGGAGGACCGCUGUCGGGUGUGUGGAGGGGACGGCAGCACCUGUGAGACCACAGAGGGACUGUUCAAUGACUCCCUACCCAGAGGAGGUUACAUGGAGGUUGUUCUGAUACCAAGGGGAUCAGUCCACAUAGAAAUCCAAGAAAUUGCCAUGUCCAAGAACUACAUCGCAUUGAAGUCAGAGGGAGAUGACUACUUCAUCAACGGAGCGUGGACCAUCGACUGGCCCAGGAAGUUUGACAUCGCAGGGACAGCGUUCCACUACAAGAGACCACUUGACGAACCUGAGUCGCUAGAGGCCCUGGGGGCCACCACGGACAACCUGGUCGUCAUGGUUCUUCUCCAGGAGCAGAACCUGGGGAUCCGUUAUAAGUUCAACGUUCCCAUCCAGAGAACAGGAAGUGGGGACAAUGAGGUGGGCUUCUCCUGGCACCAUCUGGCCUGGUCCGACUGCUCCGCCACCUGUGCUGGAGGUUCUCAGAAGCAGGAAGUGCUGUGUAAGCGUCUGGAUGAUAACUCGGUGGUGCAGAACAGCUACUGUGACCCAGACAACAAACCUCCGGAGAACCAGAGGUCCUGCAACACUGAACCGUGCCCCCCGGAGUACGUACACUCGGACUGGCUCUACUGUUGGAAGACGUGUGACGCGGGAUCGGACCUCGGAGGUGUCUGGCAUGCAGGAAAGAUGGGCCUGCUGAUGAGGUAGACCCUGGAGGACAGCCACUGUCUGACGCACCGACCAAUAGAACGAGAGGCCUGCAACAACCAGUCCUGCCCCCCUCGGUGGGUCACUCUGGAUUGGUCAGAGUGUACGCCCAAAUGUGGCCCUGGGUUCAAGCACCGCAUUGUGCUGUGUAAGAGCAACGACCUGACCAAGACCUUCCCCCCCGCCCACUGUCCCUCCCACAAUAAGCCCCCCGUCAGGAUCCGCUGUAGUCUGGGACGCUGUCCGCCACCUAGAUGGAUCCCAGGGGAAUGGGGACAGUGCUCAGCGCAGUGUGGGCUGGGCCAGCAGAUGCGGACGGUGCAGUGUCUCUCCUACACGGGCCAGCCCUCCAGUGACUGUACCGAGGGCCUCAGACCCACUGCCAUGCAGCAGUGUGAGAGCAAGUGUGACGCCAUGCCCAUCGCCAACGGUGACGAAUGCAAAGACGUAAACAAAGUGGCAUAUUGCCCACUGGUGCUGAAGUUCAAGUUCUGUGGCCGUGCGUACUUCAGACAGAUGUGCUGCAAGACGUGCCAAGGACGCUGACCCACUGAGAGAGAGAACGGGAGGAAGACAGAGAGGAAGAGAAGGAGCUGGAGGGGAACGAGAGAGACAGACAACGGGAAGAGUGAAAGAAACGCAAGACCAGUAGAAGAGGAGGAGGAACGAGGAUUAGGAGACACUGGGACGAGAGAAGAAAAGAGGGAUUUCGCCCGUUUGUUACACCUGCUACCCCCUCACACUCCUCCCCCCCACACCCCAUCAUCACCGUGGAAACCUAACCACUGCUCAGCGGACAAGCUGACACAGACGUUUAUUGCUGUCACUUCUGUGAAGUGGGAACCUUAGAGGACUACUGUUACUGAUGUUAUUUUUAUUAUAAUAAUAAUAAUUAAUAUUAUUUUUUAUUAUUUCAUUGUCGUCUGAUUGUUGUCGUUGUUCGUUGUUGUUGUUGUUUGAAUCCAACGUGCUGGACACAUCACACAUAGAGCAGAAGCACCGCAGGGAUGUAGGGAGUAGCCACUGGAAGGAGAGGAAAGGAGAGGAGGAAGGAGUGUAGCUUAGAAAUGGAGGUGGGUGUCGUAAUGGUGCUAUACGGAUAGACAGACAGACUGUUGCUCCGGUGCACUAGCGUGCGUGAAUAUCCCAUCAAUUACACCUAGACACUCCCACAUCACCAAACCCACCAGUACUGUAAUGAACUCCCGUUCAAGACGUCAUCGCCCGUGGUGACGUCUUGUCUGUGACUAUGCCACGUGUUGUCAAUGGAGUCCUGGGGGGCGAUGAGAUGACAGAGUGCAUGUUUCUAAACAUGUUCUGUGCUGGAACCAGAAAACGAGGUGCUUUGUCUGGAGUUAUUGCUACUUCCGUGUUAUCAGAGGAGCUGAACACAAGGUCAGGGGGUGCUACGGUCAGAUCAUUCUUCUGUUGUAUGUCUGCGUCUCUUCUUUUCUGUUCUCGAAAGGAGGGGUGCCUUCGUCUCAAACAACACUCACGUUGUGCCAGAACCUUUAAGAAGGAGGCCCAUUGUUGAUGCAAAAUAAUGGAUUUGUGAAAAGUCCCUAAUAUUGCAAACCGCACCGUUUGUCAUUGAAGUAAGUACUGAACUGGCUUUGAAGUACCUUAUUGUUGUUACCAUUAUCGUUAUUAUCAUGUAGUUAUUAUCAUGUAGUGGUUAUACUCCACCUCCAAAUAGCCUCAUCAAAAUGCAUUGGAGAUAGUUACUAUUCGUGAACUAUGCUGUAAUCAAAGCCGGAGGACCUCUGUAUCAGCUCUAUAACAGUGUAUGUGUAGUGCCGGGGUUUCAUCAGCGUGGGAAGAACGCACGGCCUCUUCAGCACUGUGACUGGAGUUAAGUGAAGGGCCAGUACUCGCACACACACACUCGCACACACACGUCCCUCCCAGCAGACCACGACGUGUUGCCAGACCACGCAGAUCCGGUCUGCCUCAGACAGACUACCUCCAGAUACUGUCACCCCCCCCUCCUCUUUGCUCCCCACCUCCAUUCUUCAAAGAGAGUACAAAAAGCAAAUAACAGAAUAUUAUGCAACACAGUGGUGCUUUUUUUUAUUCUUUUUUUUUUAUUCCGGUGGAAUACUGUUUGUUUCCGUUGCCGCCUCCUCGUUUCUUCUUCCUCUUCAAGUGGGAGGCCUUUCCUGGCUUCACCCUGUCCUCCCCCAGGCUCUUCUCCCUGGCUCUUCUCCCUGGCUCUUCUCCCAGGCUCUUCCCCCAGGCUCUUCUC
This is a messenger RNA of Salvelinus sp. IW2-2015, 6046 nucleotides long. NCBI's taxonomy places the organism in Eukaryota, Metazoa, Chordata, Actinopteri, Salmoniformes, Salmonidae. The record is from RefSeq and is a predicted model, not a curated record.